CUGCUGGCGGCACUGCGUGGCUUUUCAUUGUAUAGGGCACGAUCCAGUGCGUGCUUAGGUAGAAGCAGGCGCUGCAGGUCCCUGCAUGCCUUGACCAGCCAUGCACUAGGGUCGGCGACAUCACAUCCAUAGAGCGUGAAGCUUAACUGGGAGGUGUGAUACAGUUAGGUAGACCUGUACACAUAAAUGCAUAAUUAUUUAUGUAAAGGCAGGAUGGCGUUGAAAUAAAAAGGUCAUCCUGUGGCUACUCUGAUAUGACCAGAUAUAUUUGGAGGAAGCACAGGGGCCGCCUCAUGCAACUCAUUUUGCAUAUCUUUCAGCUUUAAAUGAAUUGCCAUUAAUGCUGCAUCUAAAACAUUCUAAUGCCAAGGCUAUAUUUAAAGGCCCUGGAACUGGGAGAGUACAGAUCUUGUAUUUGUCUUUGUCCUCAUCUUUCAAUAUUUCUGUGGGAUUCUUAUAGUUUGAUUUAUUAGCAGCUUAAAAACAAUGGAGUGGAGAGUUGGCCUGUUGUAAAAUGUAAAAAAAAAUAUCUUUACAGAACAUCAUCUCUUCAAAAUAUCCCCUUCACCUACCAGAAGGCUAGUAAAUAAAACUGCAACUGCCAGUUGCCUUAACUGAGUAAAUAGGUCCGUGGUAAAAGCGAGGCUUCUUCAGGUCUGUGGAUGUUCAACAACAGUUUUGCCAUUUUCCUGAACCAUGGCCUACCAGCUCUAUAGAAACACCACGCUGGGAAACAGUCUUCAGGAAAGCCUGGAUGAACUCAUACAGUCUCAGCAGAUCACCCCUCAGCUUGCACUUAAAGUACUUCUGCAGUUUGACAAAGCUAUCAAUUCUGCAUUGGCACAGCGGGUCAGAAACAGAGUCAAUUUCAGGGGCUCUCUGAACACAUACAGAUUUUGUGACAACGUUUGGACGUUUGUACUGAACGACGUUGAGUUCAGAGAGGUCACUGAGCUUGUGAAAGUGGAUAAAGUGAAAAUAGUAGCCUGUGAUGGGAAAAAUACUGGCACCAAUUCUGCUGAGUGACGAGGUGGCAUCUCCGUGCCAGCAUUACCUUUAAGGGGCUGCACUUCUGGCAGUGGAGCAGGGCCAGAGACUGUGUGGAUGGCUAUUCUAAUGGCGAAGACAUGAGGAAUCCAUGCCAGAAUGCCUUUGGGAACUGUUGGCAAGAUCUCUGCAGAGCAUCUUUUCAGUUCACUGCCUGGAGGGCAUGAAGACAAAGGAUCUUGCUUUUUUUAAAAGUGAAACAAACCAUAAGGAUGAUACGCUGUUGCUUUUUGGUUCGUCAAGGUAGCUCCAAUAAACCUUUUAUUUAAAACUC
Messenger RNA from Varanus komodoensis (Komodo dragon), 1321 nucleotides. It is a transcript of the gene GTF2A2, whose product is annotated as general transcription factor IIA subunit 2. The record is from RefSeq and is a predicted model, not a curated record. Bases 697 to 1026 code for a protein of 109 amino acids. Gene Ontology annotation, molecular function: RNA polymerase II general transcription initiation factor activity; TBP-class protein binding. Lineage: Eukaryota; Metazoa; Chordata; Lepidosauria; Squamata; Varanidae. Gene Ontology annotation, cellular component: transcription factor TFIIA complex. Gene Ontology annotation, biological process: RNA polymerase II preinitiation complex assembly; transcription initiation at RNA polymerase II promoter. The transcript has 5 exons.